AUGAGACAUGUUAUUUAUCAACGCAAAUCAGCAAGAGAAGUAGCACGAGAUCCCUCUACUAAUACUUUCUUAACUGUUGAGCAUACUGAUAAAGAAACUGAUAACAGUAGUAGGAAUGAUGAGCGAGCGGAAACUAACAACUUCAAAGUUCUGCGGACAAAAAGCCAUGGGUCUCAAUGGAUAAAUUCGGAAUUUUUACUGGAGCGGGUUACUCAGCGGCAAGUGUCGUAUUUCUGUGCCAGAGUCGAAACGGAACGCUUGCUUCAAGAACCUGCACCCGGCAUUAGUGCGACACCUCAUGAAGAUAAUUUACGUUAUUUUGAUGUUAUUAUCGCUGGACCUAGUCAAUCCCCUUUUGAAGGUGGUGUUUUUAAUCUCGAACUCUUUCUUCCCGAAGAUUACCCAAUGGCCCCUCCAAAGGUCAGAUUCUUGACUAAGAUAUACCAUCCUAACAUCGAUAAACUUGGUAGGAUUUGCUUAGAUAUUCUUAAAGAUAAAUGGUCUCCCGCAUUGCAGAUUCGUACCGUACUUCUCUCUAUACAAGCUCUAUUGUCUGCCCCAAAUCCUGAUGAUCCGCUGGCGAAUGAUGUGGCUCAACAUUGGAAAGAAAACGAACAAGCUGCCAUUGCUACUGCUCGAGACUGGACUCGAAGUUACGCGCAAGGCUAA
Paraglomus occultum is the source of this 669-nucleotide messenger RNA. The record is from the annotation of a GenBank genome assembly. NCBI's taxonomy places the organism in Eukaryota, Fungi, Glomeromycota, Glomeromycetes, Paraglomerales, Paraglomeraceae.